UCUUCUUUCAACAGCAACAACAGUUAGUCAGACACCUCCGUAGCUUGCUAGACAAAAUAUACGAACCAAUAAAGCUCUUUAGACGCUUUAGUGUAUAUUAGCCACUGUGUUUUAAACCCACUUCUGUCGUCUAGUUAGUUAUCCGAUUUAAUUGCAUAUUUGCGGUGUUGUUAUUAGUCAGCUAGCGGGCUGGUUAAGUUAGCAUUAGCAUAGCUAGCUAACAUCUCCGACAUCUCCAACAUCUCCGAUGUGUUCACUAAGCUACUCUCCUCCUGAUAAAGAAGAGGAUGUCUGCUGGACGGAGAAAGAGGGUCUGGUGAAAGAGGAGGGGGAAGAGGAGGCUGUUACAAUACAAAAACAAGUAGAGGGUGAGGUUGUUACCGUUAAAGAAGAGGAAGACUCGUUCAGGGUGAAAGAGGAGGAGGAUGUUACAGUAAAAGAAGAGAAAGAGGAGAAUGCUGUUUUUGGAGUGAAGGAGGGAGAGAUGACUGUCACACUGAAAAAGGAGGAAGAAGAGGAGGAAACUGGAUAUCUGGGCCCGGUUUCCCAAACGCAUCUUAAGGUGUCCGAUGGUUCUAAUGAUGAAGUUAGCCGUAAAAUGGUUUUGAGAAACCGUUCCUCGAUUUACACUAGAGAGAGACAGAACUACCGUGGAUCCUCUGGGGAGCCCCAACUACAUCACAAAGCUGACGAGGCAGAGAAGAGUCUCUCCACUUCAGAACAUCUCAAAUUCCAGCAGAGACCCACAGGAAUGAAACCUCACCACUGCUCUGUCUGUGGGAAGAGUUACUCAAGAUCAGAUUCACUAAAAGCACACCAGAGAAUUCACACUGGAGAGAAACCUUAUAGCUGUUCUCAAUGUGGGAAGAGUUUUACUACAUCUAGCCGUCUGACUAUACACCAGAGAACACACACAAGAGAUAAAUCUUUCCACUGCUCAGACUGUGGGAAGAGUUACUCAAGAUCAGAGUCACUAAACACACACCAGAAAAUUCACACUGGAGAGAAACCUUAUAGCUGUUCUCAAUGUGGGAAGAGUUUUACUACAUCUAGCCGUCUGACUACACACCAGAGAACACACACAGGAGAGAAAUCUUUCCACUGCGCAGACUGUGGAAAGUGUUUUCUGAUAUCAGGACAUUUAAAAUCACACCAGAGAAUACACACAGGAGAGAAGCCUUAUAGCUGUGAUCAAUGUGGGAAGAGUUUUAGUCACUUAAGCAGCCUGAUAGUUCACCAGAGAACACACACAGGAGAGAAGCCUUAUAGCUGUGAUCAAUGUGGGAAGAGUUUUACUCAGUCUAGUCAGCUGACUAGGCACCAGAGAACACACACAGGAGAGAAAUAUUUUAGCUGUGAUCAAUGUGGGAAGACUUUUACUGAGCCUGGUAACUUGACUAAGCAUCAGAGAACACACACAGGAGAGAAACCAUAUAGCUGUGAUCAAUGUGGGAAGAGUUUUACUGAGUCUGGUAACUUGACUAAGCACCAGAGAAGACACACAGGAGAGAAGUCACAUAGUUGUGAUCAAUGUGACAAGAGAUACUCUGAUAAUCGAUCUCUUAUUAAACAUCAGAAAAUACAUGAAGGACUUGUUUCAUGAUAU
Messenger RNA from Oncorhynchus mykiss (rainbow trout), 1606 nucleotides. Lineage: Eukaryota; Metazoa; Chordata; Actinopteri; Salmoniformes; Salmonidae. The record is from RefSeq and is a predicted model, not a curated record.